Bufo gargarizans (Asiatic toad) is the source of this 1772-nucleotide messenger RNA. It is a transcript of the gene SMAD7, whose product is annotated as SMAD family member 7. NCBI's taxonomy places the organism in Eukaryota, Metazoa, Chordata, Amphibia, Anura, Bufonidae. The transcript has 4 exons. The record is from RefSeq and is a predicted model, not a curated record. Gene Ontology annotation, cellular component: heteromeric SMAD protein complex. Gene Ontology annotation, biological process: transforming growth factor beta receptor signaling pathway; anatomical structure morphogenesis; cell differentiation. The coding region runs from base 485 to 1630 and encodes 381 amino acids. Gene Ontology annotation, molecular function: I-SMAD binding; transcription regulator inhibitor activity.
CCCGGCCUGCCCCGCAGCCUGAGGAGGAGGACACAAGACUCUGCUGCAUUUUUUCCCCGCUGUCCUCCUGAGCAGCCGGAUCAAGGAUUCUUGUGGAUUACAGCAGGAGCUGAGCUUGUGGCGUCUGCCCCCCGGAUAUACCGCAGCGCCAGCUCCAGCACUCGUUACAUUGUAUCCCUGGAUCUACAGCGUGGGGCCCCUGAUUGAGCCUUGGGCUGACACUAGUAAUCGGGCAUGCUGGGGCACCUCCGCGGGCACCUAUGGUGUGUGUGCCCCCUGUGAAGGAUCUCCCUCCGCUUUGCAGGAUCUCUACCCCCCUCUAAGACUGGCGUAUGUUCCAGAUCGCCUUGGCUACUGCUCGGACCCCCAGUCCCCCCCGGGCUGCUGCUGCUUGUCUCUGUCCUCCGGCCUCGGGUCCAGGAUCCUUCAUGAUUUGCGGGCGUCAUGCACGUUUUUUAGCCGGGAAGCCUUGCUCUCGUCCCGCAUGUUCAGGACCAAAAGAUCGGUGCUCGUCCGGCGACUCUGGAGGAGUCGAGCUACUCCCGGGGAGACGGGGGAAGGAGACGGGGAGAGCAGGGCGCAUGGGGCCGGGGGCUGCUGCAUGGGCAAGACCGGCAAGGUGUCCAAGGCGCAGCUGGGGGGGUCUGAGGCUGAACUGAAGGCGCUCACCCACUCUCUGCUUAAGAGGCUGAAGGAGAGGCAGCUGGAGGGACUGCUGCAGGCGGUGGAGUCCAAGGGGGGAACCCGCAGCCCCUGCCUCCUGCUGCCCUCUGCCAAGCUGGACUCCAGGCUGGGACAGCAGCUCUUCUCCCUGCCCCUGCUGCUCUGCAAGCUCUUCAGGUGGCCGGAUCUCAGGCACUCGGCCGAGGUCAAGAGGCUCAGCUGCUGCGAGUCCUAUGGCAAGAACAACCCGGAGCUGGUGUGCUGUAACCCGCAUCACCUCAGCAGGCUCUGCGAGCUAGAGUCCCCCCCACCUCCCUACUCCAGAUACCCAAUGGAGAUUCUCAAGCCUUGUGCGGAUCCUACAGACUGUGUGCCUUCCUCCACUGAGACAGGGGGAACUAAUUACCUGGCCCCUGAGGGGCUUUCAGAUUCCCAACUUCUCCAGGAGUCUGGGGACCCGUCCCAUUGGUGCGUGGUUGCAUACUGGGAAGAAAAGACACGGGUGGGUCGAUUAUAUUCUGUCCAAGAACCUUCCCUGGAUAUCUUUUAUGACCUACCUCAAGGGAAUGGCUUCUGUAUUGGGCAACUAAACUCGGACAACAAAAGUCAGCUGGUGCAAAAAGUACGCAGCAAGAUUGGAUAUGGGAUCCAGCUGACCAAAGAAGUGGAUGGCGUUUGGGUUUAUAAUCGCAGCAGUUAUCCGAUCUUCAUCAAGUCGGCCACACUGGACAACCCUGACUCUAGGACGUUGCUGGUCCAUAAAGUGUUCCCCGGAUUCUCCAUCAAAGCUUUUGACUAUGAGAAGGCUUACAGUUUGCAAAGGCCUAAUGACCACGAGUUUAUGCAACAGCCGUGGACUGGAUUUACUGUACAGAUAAGCUUUGUGAAAGGCUGGGGACAGUGCUACACGAGACAGUUUAUCAGCAGCUGCCCCUGCUGGUUGGAGGUGAUAUUUAAUAACCGAUGACUUGGAAACGAGUGGACUUUAGGACUCUAUGACUACAUGCUGCUAAUAUUUCCUUCCGAGUGCUUGCUUCUUUGUGCAAAAUGGUUUGUUUUUGUUUUUUUCACUUUUUUUUUUUUUUUUUUUUUUGUUCGUUUGUUUUUAU